Messenger RNA from Xenia sp. Carnegie-2017, 1076 nucleotides. Its product is annotated as inositol monophosphatase 1-like. Gene Ontology annotation, molecular function: inositol monophosphate 1-phosphatase activity. Lineage: Eukaryota; Metazoa; Cnidaria; Anthozoa; Malacalcyonacea; Xeniidae. Gene Ontology annotation, biological process: signal transduction; inositol metabolic process; phosphatidylinositol phosphate biosynthetic process. The record is from RefSeq and is a predicted model, not a curated record. Bases 99 to 965 code for a protein of 288 amino acids. The transcript has 8 exons.
AUGUGAGGGGGUGAGAAUGACAUUAUACAAAGAUUUCCCAUUUGUGGCAUGGUAAUUUGGUAAACAAUUGAUAGUCAUUAAUAGUACCAAUAUUUGAUAUGGCUGCAGAACCCAAAAAAAUUAAGCUGGACGAAAAACAUGAUUUGAAGCUUUAUCAUGAAGAGGCCGUAAAUAUAGCUAGAAAAGCAGGAAAUCUCGUUCGUAACGCCUUUUAUGAGGACAAAAGCUUCGAGACUAAGGAGCAUAAGACAGAUCUUGUCACAAAGACCGACCAGGAAACUGAGACACUGAUUUUUAAUCAUUUCAAAGAAAAAUUUCCCUCUCACAGUUUUAUAGGUGAAGAAUCAGUUGCUUAUGGACAAAAAUGUGACCUAACUGACAAUCCUACCUGGAUAAUUGAUCCAAUUGAUGGAACUACAAAUUUCAUUCAAAAGUUUCCAUUUGUUGCAAUAUCAAUUGCAUUGGCCAUUAACAAGGAGCUUGUAAUUGGUGUGAUCUAUAAUCCGAUAUUGGAUGAGAUGUUUUCAGCAAUUACUGGACAAGGGGCUACAUGUAAUGAUGCAUCGAUAAAUGUACCCAAUGAUGUCACAGAACUUAAUCAGGCAUUACUGAUCACAGAAACAGGUGCUGACAGAAAUGAACAGCGUAUUUCUUCGGUACUUGAAAAUUUAAGGAAAUUAAUCAUGGAGCCUCACUUGGCCAGAGGGGUUCGUGCUUUGGGUUCAGCUGCACUUAACAUGUGUUACGUGGCAUGUGGACGAGCUAAUGCAUAUUAUGAAUUUGGAAUUCAUUGUUGGGAUGUUGCAGCUGGUAUUGUAAUACUGAAAGAAGCAGGUGGUUCAGUCUUAGGAGCUACAGGUGAAGAGCUAGACAUAAUGGCCAGAGAAGUUGUUUGCGCCUCAAGUGAUGUUUUAUGUAAAAAGAUAUGUAAUGUAAUUACAAGAAUACCACAUGAUCGUGAUUGAUGUAAUCUACAAACCUUAAUAUUUAGAUUAAAAAAUGUUUUGUUUGAAAAAUGUUUUACAUGUUGUAAGUAACACUGGUUUUUAAAGAGUUAUUAAACUAUUUAUGUAGCA